Messenger RNA from Amyelois transitella, 1747 nucleotides. RefSeq lists its product as uncharacterized. NCBI's taxonomy places the organism in Eukaryota, Metazoa, Arthropoda, Insecta, Lepidoptera, Pyralidae. The transcript has 4 exons. The record is from RefSeq and is a predicted model, not a curated record. Bases 249 to 1004 code for a protein of 251 amino acids.
ACUAUUAACUCGCGUAAUUAUUUUAUAUUUUAAUAUUAAAAACAAUAAAUAAACGAAUCAAAUGCAGAAAAUACUGUGGACACGUCUGAUCCGCUAGACAUCCAAGAGGGGAGAGGAAUUUAGGUUACUACUUAAGUCUGAACUUUAUCGAUCCAACAGUUUCAAAGAAAUGGGUCGCAACGCUAGUUAUGUCGAUAAAAUCUGAAGUCUAGUUGAAGAAACCGGCUGUGUUUAAGAGAAUCAAAAAAAUGGCUGAUGACUUUUUUGAUAAAAAGAAGGAUGAAGCACCUAUGCUGGACUUGUCCAAAACUAUUAUUAAUACUGCCGAAGAGUACAGGGCAGUUAUGGACAAAGUACCAGAUUUCAAAACAAGGCCCGAAAAGGUGAAGACUGAAGAUAUCAAGAUACGGGACAAACCAGAUGAUCAAAAGACUAAGACUCCAAAAAAAGAAAUUCGGGCCUAUGAAAAGUUGGGGACGCGAGGGUACGAAGAAAAACAGUUCACGUUCAUGGACCCGAUACCUGUAGAAAUGAGAAGCCUAAAAUUUGAAGAAUUGUGUACAGUUCCCAUUGAAUGGAAAAUGCUUACUUCUAUCAGGCCAAAAUCUAAACUUGAUGAGGAAUAUUUCAACAGAUUGAUAGAACUACGAAAAGCAGAAAUUCGCACUCGAGCAAGAGACAAAAGAGAAAUGACCAAAAACACAAUGAUAAGGAAAACCAAAAACCGUUCCGGUGUCACUGAAACUAGAAUCCUCACUUGCGCUGAAUGCGGCGAAGAAUUCUGUAACGGCAAGAUGUGCGCCAUAACGAACUACGACAUGUUCGCCCGACUCAAGAUCGAAGUGGAAGCGAAGUCGUCGAAGCAGUCUGCGCCGGCGCAGAGUGGCGGCAAACAGAAGAAGCUGAAGAAGAAAGGACGCCGCAAACCACGCAGCAAGAGUGCGGCGCCCGUGGUGCGGAAAUCCAAUGUGAAGUCGGGAGCAAAGAGUGACUCCGAAUUGUAAUCAGAUAAUUCCAUCUUUUACAAGCUUUUAUUUAACUUACAAUGCUUGUAUGUUUGUUUAGGUCAUUAAAUAUGGCUUCUAGUCUUGUUCCGUCGUGAACCGACCUUAGAAGAUAAGUUUUAACUGUUACACAGGGGCUCUCAAAGCCUAUCGAUGUAUAUGUUCCAACAAUAACAGCAGGAUUUAAAAAUAUUUUCAUGCUGGCUUUAGACGUCCCUUAUUAAGGUAGCGAAGCAGACAGCCGAGAAUGGAAGUGGAAGUUAUUUUAAAAGGGAAGCUAUAUUUAUACAAGUACAUAUAACGCGUAGGGCGGAGCGAUCUAUGGGGCGGUAACUUCCAUAAAUCAACUUUUUCAAAUACCUUCCAAAGUAAAUAAUAAACUUUUUCUCCAGUUAUUAUCUCCAAUCCCCAUCAAAACAUAUGCCCAGCCAACUCUUGAAUAAAUCUCUGAAUUCAUUAUGAUUCAGCUAAGGUUAGAACAAAUAAUUUUUAUAUGUAAUGUACCUAUCUCUCUCACUUCACCUUGUGUAAUCUUUAUAUAAUUGGAAUUUAUUGCAUUUCAUAAAGUACAUUUUAGCAUCGCAUUUUUUACAUUAUUAUGUAGAUUUUACGGGCACCUAAUAGGUUAUACUUAAAUUGUGUGCCUUAUGUAACCAAAAAGUAAAAAUUAUAAAUGACUGAUCAGCUAGAGUCACCCAUGCAGUAAUUAAGUAGUUAUAAAAUUAUUGUAUACUGUAUUGAAU